CCCUAACAACACAUGACGUCCACGGGAACUUCCCGUUUGCUUCCUGACUGGAAACAGCCCAGGUGGAUUCCCUAUACUGGAAAAUAUAUAUAUAAUCCUAAUCACUUUUAAUUGGAACUACAUUGGACGUCCACAGACCGUUCGAAAUAUAAUAACAUUUUACAUCUAAAUAUAAUAAUUUCAUUAUUGUACUGCUGCAGCAGGCUGCAGGCUGAUGUUAUAAAUUUUGCGUUUAUACUGUUAUCAAUGAAUUAUAUAAUAAUACCUAUUAUAAUAAAAUAUAUAUUGUUAGUACCCUGAAUUCGACCGUGGCUCGUACGUCGUCUGACAGUGUCGUAAUUUCGAAUAGUUUUCUAUUAAUACAAUAAACACGGUUACCCCGCGAUCCGUGGUUAGUCGUCAAUGGAAGACGCGUUAUUCAUAUUACGAUGAUAAUAUUUCCCUCACUUCACACGCCACCACAACAAAAAUAUUACUUAGUUAAUAGUUAUUACCAAGUUUAUAUAAUAUAUUUAUUAGCCGGUGCAUCGUGAUCGCCAUAGCACAACAAAAUUAUUAUAAACUAAGCAAGACUUUAUAAUAAUAGGACAGUGAACUAGUGAAGUAUUAAAAUGGACAAUUUAAGGCUUUUAGGUUCUUUGCCUGAACAUACUGCCUCCGUUCUUCCCACUUUGUUUUGUGGUUUCUUCUGCAUUUCUUACUCCCAUGAGAGGUCACCCUCUGGGUAUCUUUGUGUUAAGUUUAGCUGAAGUGAAGGUAAAGGUUCAAAAACUGUUGUUGAAUCAAAAUACCAUUCUAAACAAGUUGGAAAAAUUACUAACAAAUUAUCGUUCAGUUGAUAACUGCCUACAGAAUAUUACAUCAACACAAAUUGAUGAAUUUGAAAUACACUUCAAUGACAAUUUUCCUUUAAAAGAAUUAACACAAUUUAAUCAUAUUAAUGACAUUUUAAACAAUAAGGCAUACUACAGUCUUAUGAAAAAGAAACUAUCAAUGUAUGGUGGAUCAAGCAUUAAUGAUGUUACACGUCAUAUUCUUAUAAAACUUUUGAGCAAUGAAAUAUCAAGAUUUAUUACACUUACUGGUCAUAAAGGAAAAAAAACAUGUUUUGCCAGUACAAACUAUUUUAAAGUAUUACUAGAUGUUGUCAGAGUCUUUUAUGAAUCAGCCACUGAGAAUCAUGUCAAACCUGCGAUUCAAAGCUGGUUUAAACAUGCACCUGACCGUUUAACUACUACACAGUACAAAAACAAUGUAUCCCCCAACAUGUAGCAACAUCAAUGCAUUGAUUAAAAUACAUAAUUCAACUACCAGCUGGUAUAAUAAGAAUUUAUUAUAUUCUAAACAGCCAUAGAUUUAAUUAUUUUUCAUUUAUUUUUUAUUUAUUGUUGUAAGAAAUUAACUGCUGUAAACUUAGAUGUAUACAUCUAAUAGAUAUCUAUUUAAUGUGUAUUAUCAAAUAUUAUAUAAAAUGUAAUAAAGUGAAGAUUUAAUAAAAACAAAAUAGU
Acyrthosiphon pisum (pea aphid) is the source of this 1508-nucleotide messenger RNA. RefSeq lists its product as uncharacterized. The record is from RefSeq and is a predicted model, not a curated record. Lineage: Eukaryota; Metazoa; Arthropoda; Insecta; Hemiptera; Aphididae. Bases 706 to 1272 code for a protein of 188 amino acids. The transcript is spliced from 6 exons.